Leptopilina boulardi is the source of this 1994-nucleotide messenger RNA. Its product is annotated as myb-like protein Q. Lineage: Eukaryota; Metazoa; Arthropoda; Insecta; Hymenoptera; Figitidae. The transcript is spliced from 3 exons. The record is from RefSeq and is a predicted model, not a curated record. The coding region runs from base 134 to 1300 and encodes 388 amino acids.
AAUUACAUCAAGGCGGCUGACUCCUGCCUAUAUAGAAGAGACUCCAUCAGCGUUUGUAGAUUUCUUCGUCAAUAACCACCGUCGAGUGUACAACUACCGGAUAACAUAACAUAUAUACAAAAAACUCAUCAUCAUGAGACUCCAAUAUUUUUUGAAUUUUCAGAUAUUUUUGGUGUUUCUAUUGGUAGCAUUUUGCUUGGGACAAGAAGAAGAAGAAAAUGAAGCACAACGUACUGUGCGCGCACCUCAGGGACACAUUCAGUAUGAUGAUUCUAAUGGUUACAGAGUCAGUUGGAAGUUAUUUGCACCCUACACUCAGUGGACGUCAGAAUUGGAAAAUAUUCAAUCAAGUGAAAGUAAAAACCAAGAAACGGAACCAAUUCCAGAAACAAAGACAACAAAAUCCCAGGAGACAAUAGAAGAUAAACACCAUCAGCAACAACAACCACAGCAGCAGCAGCAACAACAACAAAAACAACAUAUCGAACCAGCAGUCGAGUACAAACCAUAUUCAAUGGUGCCAACCUAUAUAAAACAAUUGAUUUUCAAAAUGUACGAACCUCAAGGUCCCUAUGUUGAUCCAAAAGUUUACAUUUAUCAUACCCCAGUUGCAGCAAAUGUCGAUGAUAAUGCAAAAUCACCAACAAUUGAUAAUGAAAAAAAUGCCGAAAGACGACAAGAAACAAUUCACAAUCAUGAAGAAAUAAUUGAACCAAUUAGAAAAUAUUCCUAUUCCGAACAAGAAACAGCAAGUCAACAACAAAGAUCACCAACAAUUGCACAAGAAUUACCAUCAUCAUCAUCAUCAUCAUCAUCAUCAUCAAAUCAAGAUACAUCGAAAUUAAUAAAUGAGUAUCAAAAUCCAAUAUUAAAAAAGAAAACCCAUCACUAUGGUAAAUAUCCAUUAAAGGAAAUUGGUCAUAUUGAAUAUAAAAAAGAUAAUGAACAAGAAUCAAAAUCACCACAAUAUGGCUUUGUACCACAGCGGCAAACAAAAAUUCCCGAUGAUUCAAUUUCAUCAUCACAAGAAUCAAUAACACAUACAACACAAGAAAAUAUUAUGCCAACAUUGAUACAACAAUUAUUAAAUCUACAGGCACAAAUUCCUUAUUAUGUAAUUGCAAAUAGAAUUAAUUAUAAGCCAAAGAAAAUGUUUAUUCCAAAACCAAUAGCCGAAGAUGAUAAAGGUGCCUAUACUUAUCGCAGUAAAGUUUAUUAUAUGCGCGACGAUGAUAAUAAUAAUGAGGAAAAUGAAAAUAAAUCAGUGGAUAAAGUUACAAAAAUUACUCCACGUCAUUAAUGUCUCUAAUUAUAUAAAAAAAAAUUGAAAAUCAAAAUUUUUUUCCUUCAUACAAUUGUGAUGAUAAAAAAAACCAAAUUUUUUGCAAUGAUUCGGAAAAAUUUAGCGCAUUCAAAAAGAAGAAUAUCCUCUUCGUUUAACAGAUUUUUAUGGAAAAUUCCUUCAACUGUAAAGGAGAAUACUUUUAUUUUGAGAGGAAUAGCUACUAGAGGCUAUCACCAUAAAUGGAAAAACAAAAUUUUUCUCUCAAUAUAAUUUUAUUUUCCUUCAAAUGUUUUUUUUCUAAAUGUUUUUUAUAUAUAUAUUUAUUAGAAAAAUGGAAUUUCAAAAUCGUUGCGAUAGUAAAUUCCGUGCCAUUUGAAAGAUUUGUAUAGUGUGAAGAAAAAAUGUUUUGCAAAAUGUAUAGAAACAAGUGUCGGAGGUAUUUUUUAUUUCUCACCUCCAUAAUUUAUAGGUUGAAUUUAUUUUUCUACUUGUAAGGUUGACUUAAUGCAAAGAAUUGCAUGGAAAGUAAAAAUAAAAUAUAAAAAAAAACCAAUGAAUGUAAAGUACAUUCAUAAGAAUCGUGACUAUAUAUACAUUUAUAUUCCAUAAUAUGCGCUUCCGAUUAUGUAUAAAUAAUCUCAUUGAUGAGAAAUUCAAAAUAAAUAAAUGUAUAUAGAUAUAUUAUGAAGAAAUAUAUACUUAGAAAUAA